AUGCCCUCCAUCACGGUAGCGGUUGCGCAAUCCCGCACCCUAAACACAACGGCCGAGACCCUCGCCGCCCUCGAACGAACCACCACCCUCGCCGCCCGCCGCGGCGUCCACCUCCUUCUGUUCCCAGAAGCCUACCUGGGCGGCUACCCACGCACCUGCUCCUUCGGUGCGGCGGUCGGCCACCGCCACCCUCGUGGCCGUGAUCAGUUCCUCGAGUAUUUCAAGACUGCCGUGGAUCUGGGCGAUACGCCCGCUGGAGCAGGAGAGGAUUGGGUUCAGCGGAAGCUGGAGGUAGCAGCGGGCAAGUCGCAUCGCGGGGAUGGGACUCGUGAGAUCCUAGAGCGCGUUGCGAGCGAGACUGGCGUUUUCAUCGUUACGGGGCUUGUCGAGAGGGCCGGGGGGAGUUUGUACUGUGCCGUGGUGUAUGUUGAUCCCGUGCGCGGGGUUUUGGGAAAGAGGAGGAAGGUGAUGCUGGGCUCUCUUCUAACGUGUCAGACCGGCGCCGAACGCAUCAUCUGGGCCCAAGGCUCGCCGUCCACUUUACGAGCCGUAACGACGUGUCUCAACGGUAUCCCAGUCACCCUGGCCUGCGCCAUUUGCUGGGAAAACUACAUGCCUCUGCUUCGCCAGAGCCUGUACGCUCAGAAUGUCAACAUCUACCUGGCUCCAACCGCCGACCCCCGCGACACCUGGCUGUCACUCAUGCGUACUGUUGGCUUCGAGGGCCGCUGCUUCGUGCUUUCUGCGAACCAGUGCAUGCGUGCUUCUGAGCUGCCUUCUUGGAUUACUUGCGACCAUGAGGCUGCUGCUAAUCCGGGUCCGGCGCAAGCCGAGCAACCGAAGACGAUGGGCCGCAAGCUUUCUAUUACGACCGAAGGGCCGCAUGAGAUUGUUUGGCCGCAGUGCUCGACUCAGGGGACGGAGAAGGGUGAGUCGGCCAAGGUGUCUUCUCAGGUACCCUCGCGGGUUUCUGAUGAGUACGUCAGUCGGGGAGGUAGCUGUAUUGUCUCUCCGCUUGGCGAUGUUCUGGGGGGGCCGCUCUGGGAGGUGUGUACGGAUGACUCGCCCGAUAGUGAGGAUUCGGCGGUCACUGCGGGCGGUGCCCAGUCUGCUGCUGCUGGAGAUGGACUGUCAAUUGCGCAAAUCGACCUGGAUGACUGUGAGCGUGGACGACUGGAUCUGGAUGUUGCCGGCAGCUACUCUCGCAACGACGCGUUCAAGUUGAACGUCGAGGGCUUGGAUCUAGCGCCGCCCCCGUUGUAA
This is a messenger RNA of Penicillium cinerascens, 1263 nucleotides long. Its product is annotated as nitrilase. The record is from RefSeq and is a predicted model, not a curated record. Gene Ontology annotation, molecular function: catalytic activity. NCBI's taxonomy places the organism in Eukaryota, Fungi, Ascomycota, Eurotiomycetes, Eurotiales, Aspergillaceae. The transcript is spliced from 2 exons. Bases 1 to 1263 code for a protein of 420 amino acids.